AUGGCGUGUCCUAACAGGAUGGUCUGUUCUGGGUAUUCAUCGUUCAGAACCCAUUUCUCCGGCUCAUUUGAUGCUGAGGGAUUGGCCACUUUUGCUGGUGGCUCAUCGUCCACGUACAUGACCUCCUUACUUGAGUAUAGAAUUGCAACUCCAGUUUCUGUUGGAAAUCCGCAUGCAGCAUGUGGAAUAGAAGUGAUCAUGUUGAAUUCUCUAUGUGACCUUCUUCCGAGCAAUACAUCAUGGCGUGAUGUUGCCGGCAUGACCAUGAAAUUUACUGUGACUGUGCGCGAAUGCUCGCCAUCAGAUAGAGUCACUGGGAAUGCUAUUUGCCCUAACGGGAAUAUAGCUUCAUUACAAAAUCCGACGAGAGGGAAAUCGACCGGCUCCAGACGUGAAUUGUUUGAAAUUCUUGAAGAUGACCAAUGCCUUCCUGAAUAUGAAGUGCAGAAAAUCGCAAAGCAAUUGGUGAGUGCAUUGCACUAUUUGCAUUCCAACCGUAUAAUUCAUCGUGACAUGAAGCCACAGAAUAUCCUGAUUUGUGUAGGGGGUGUCGUUAAGCUAUGUGAUUUUGGUUUUGCACGUGCUAUGUUACAUAAUACAGUUGUUUUACAGACUCAUAAAGACACUCCAUUGUACAUGGCCCCAGAACUUGUACGAGAGAAAUCCUACGACCAUAAUGUUGAUCUGUGGGCUCUUGGGGUUAUUCUGUAA
This is a messenger RNA of Helianthus annuus (common sunflower), 711 nucleotides long. Its product is annotated as testis-specific serine/threonine-protein kinase 5-like. The coding region runs from base 1 to 711 and encodes 236 amino acids. Gene Ontology annotation, cellular component: cytoplasm. The record is from RefSeq and is a predicted model, not a curated record. Lineage: Eukaryota; Viridiplantae; Streptophyta; Magnoliopsida; Asterales; Asteraceae. Gene Ontology annotation, biological process: protein phosphorylation. Gene Ontology annotation, molecular function: protein kinase activity; ATP binding. The transcript has 5 exons.